UAAUGGUCACGUGGCUCAUCAUAUGAUGUCCCAAAAUGGCGCCGUAAGCAACAAAGUUUCGCUUCUCUUCCCAAACUUUGCACGAAUUGGAGGAAAAAGGGGAAAUACUGACAUCUUUUGGUAGUUUGACUUGUUUGAGGAGGCAAACAUGGCGACCAAGAACUAUACUGUCCCGACUUUGGCGAAAUGGUUUAACAGCUUUCCCCACUACAAUCUUCAGUUUCUUCAGAUCAACAACACUUUUUCACCGGAGGAGUCCGAUUACCAAGAGGCUUUAGGGUUCUGGGCAGCCGUCCCUGCGGCCUGGUUGACAGUGACGCUGUUCUUCUUCCUGGUGUACUUUUGUGCAAGAUGUUGUUCCAACGGCACGGCGAGGAAACAUCCGGCGUAUUGUCUGAGGUGGACCAUUGGGAUUCUGUCCCUCAUUGCACUGACGGGUGUGGCCAUUGGUCUCUAUGGCAACGUGGAGGCAAACCAAGGUGUCCAUGACUUUGCUACUGCCACAGAAAGUGCCAACAAGACCAUCACGGGGGUGGAAACUCAGGUCAAUGUUAUGAACAGCGGUCUUACAGAUAUGAUGUCACCACUGGAUCGACUCAGAGAUCUUGUGACUGAAAUCCCUGGUGCUGAAAAAAUCAUUAACGACACUAUUGCAGAGGUGAAGAAACUCGUAAGUGAGUUGGGGACCAUUCCAUUUGACCAGGAAGGUGUGAAUUUGCAGUUGAUAGCAGAUGACACCAGGUUCUAUGAAUACUACAGGUUCAUGGGGACAGUCCUCCUACUUGUGUUGGAGAUUGUGGUUGGACUUGUGGCUCUGUGUGGGGUCGGACGAGGAUCCAGAUGUCUCCUCAUUUUUAUGACAUGUCUGGCCUUCCUGUGCCUGUUUGUCUGCUUUGGAGGUGGUGCAGUGUACUUAGCGGCUGGUGUGGGAGCAGGAGACUUUUGCGUGAGCCCCUCAGCUUACAUCAAAGAUCAAGUGAAAGACGAAGUUAUUCCCAAAGCUGUACUGGAGUAUUACAUCAACUGCCACCCAACUUCAGUCAACCCCUUCUCUCAGACGAUCUCCCGAGGAAGAGAUGGAGUUUCUCAGGCUAAAGACUUUCUGCGAGAGGUUGAAGGACUAACAACAAACCUGCCAGGAGCCAAGGAAAUUAUCACAGAAAUAGGAGGAAAGCUGAAUACAACAGAGUCAAGCUUUGACGAAUUGGUAGCCCUGGUCCGAUGUCAAAAACUGAACGAGGAAUAUGUUGAUGCCUUGAAUGCCGUCUGCUAUGAUGCACUGGAGGGAGUGGCCUACAUGCUAGUCUCCUCAUUGGCUGUUGGACUGCUGUUUACCGUUUCCAUGGUACUGGCAUCGUUGGCAUGGCAACGACUUGGCAGGAGGAAACAGUACAUAGAGAUUGAUGAAGAAGAUCCGUUCCUCCCUCCAAGUGGCAUGACCCCCACCAUGAACAGGACCUCUCAGGGACCACUCACACUACAAGCAGAUAUACAGAGAGGACGAUGGGACCACUACUUGCGAGGUGGUGAUCGUGGUGAGAGAGAGCCUUUAAUGAGGGACAACCGGACGCCACCUCCUUCGUACACCUAUGCAGUGAGGGAUAACAGAGACAGAAUGCAAGACAACCAACAGAACCCAACUGUAGAGAAGCGUCAGUGGUGAAACGCUGGUCCUCCCUUCAUCAACCAAAAAUUUAUAAUUCACGUUUUACUCUGGAGGAGAUCUUGAUUUUAAUAUUGAUCCAUCCCCUCUUCAAAGGAAAUAUGCAUAGGGGAGUUCCCAAAAAAUUAUAUUAGGGAAUUUUGUUCAGAUUAACCAAAACUUGAAUUUGAAAUGCCAAAAAUAUAAUGCAAAUAUGUUAAGGUAGGCUUACAAAGGCCAAAUUCAAUAUAGAUUUUUAACUUCAGAAUACUUGUGAUUUUGUCACCAAUAUUCUACUGUUUGUGUCUUUAAAGGUAAACAGAAUUAUUGUAGAAUAUACCAAAAUGUCCUUGUUAAAAAUUAUAUGUAGACACUGUGGAAAUAUUUGAUAUAGGUGUUUGAUAUUUGAUAUCUGUAUGUAAAAAAAAUAGGCAUGUCUUGUAGUAUAAUUUAAAGUGAUGGAGUAUGUUGUAAACUUUUGAAUGUUUUGAAAGCAUAAUUUAUACAGUUACAGUAUGACACCUGCGUGUAUGUAAUAAUGUUUCAGUGUCCAAAGAUAAAGAAAAUGUACAAAAUUGCGAUAUAUAUGCUGAAAUGUAAAAAAAAAAGUAAGUAUCAAAUUGUUCCUUUGAUAUGGACAAUUUUAUCAGAUUUUAUAACAAAAUCUAACUUCCAUUGAAUAUAUUUUCACAGUAUUACACAAAAUAGGAUUUGACUAUGCAUACCUCUAAUUGUAUUAAAAACUGUUUUACAGUGAGUAACAUACAUGUAGCUCAAAAUCUGUGAUAAGUUUUAUUUGUGACAUAUAGAUGUUAUCAUACUUAAAGUAUGACACCUAAAAAAAAGAAAAAAAUAUUACUAUUACACAAAGGAAUUUAUUCAAAAUGUGAUUGAAUAUUUUGGUUAUGACCAUGUAUAAUAUCCUCCACGGCAUCUGUAAGUUUGUACUUGUACAAAAACUUCCAAGCAAUUUUAUGAGUCCUAUAGGCCAAGGAAAAUUGAUCUUGUAUUUCUACUUACAGUCUUGCCAGAAAAUUAGGUUCAGUACUCUGUAUCAAUGCAUCAGACACUGGUCAUUUGAACAUUGUAUCAUAACCAUACACAUUUGUAUAUGUAGUUCAAGCACAAGUGCUUAGGUUUGGUUGAUCUGUUGCUAUAAAUUUUUCUAUGACUGAUUCUACAAAGUUUUCAUCUCUCGUUCGUUUGAUCAGAAAUUUUAGAUCCUAUUUCCGAAAUCAGGCUAGGGUGGGUCGGGUUGGCCCUGGGAAUCACAACAUUUUCCCAAGGCCUUAUAUUAGUCCUCCUUAGGGUAUUGUUAGACCAGAUGUUGUAAGUGAAAUCAUGUCAACAAACCAUCAACUGUAUGUACUGAACACCUGUGUCAUAACUGACUUCCUUUUUGUAUCAUUCACAUCUUUGAACUCAGUUGUCUCUGGUUUUAAAAUACAGGAAGCAAGGAAAAUGUCAAACAAUGGCAAAUGUCAUAAUGCCACAUGCAAUGAUGCAAUUUGUGCCAUCGCGACAUUUAGCAUUGUUCGUUUCAUUGGUGAUUUCCUUUAAAUAAAGGAAGAACUUGUCAUUGCCUACUGUGGCAGUAAUAUGUUUUAAUUCACCAGGUUUUUAACGAAAAACUAUGAAUUGGUAUGAAAAUGAUCGGGUUGUGUUCAUUGGUCUGCUACUUCUUUUCUACAGAUGAAAGUAAAGUAGAUUAACCACAGGUGUUGUUAUUGUAGUAGCUCAUAUGUCAAUGACCAUUAGAAAAACUAGCCACAGCUUGCUCUCAUGAUAAUAAGCACGUUCACUAUUCCAAAUGCACAUGUCCAGUAACAGGAACUGAAUAAUAUGUCAUAGGUGAAUGCCCUUGAGAUAUAAUGAAUUAAGUCUGGACUUUGUUGAUAUGCAAAUGGACAAUGGUCAAGACGAAUCAGAGGCCUUGCGCUUUGACAUAUUACCCACAAUCCAUGUCACUGACACUGCACAUGCGUACUUGGAAAGGAGAAUGUGCUUUUUUGCAUGGGUUGGGUCUCAAAGGUAUUGAAAUCUGACUUAAUGAUGUCUUGUUAGUAGUAGAAAGAUGUGUGAACCUCCUUUUGAAAACAUUGGUUGUGUAUUUUGCUUUUUGGUGUGCAAUUUUGUAAACCCUCAUGAAGUUUGGAAAUUUAUGUUAGAUCAAUAAUAUAAUCCGUUUUAAAUGUA
Molecule: messenger RNA, 3838 nt
Organism: Branchiostoma floridae (Florida lancelet)
Lineage: Eukaryota; Metazoa; Chordata; Leptocardii; Amphioxiformes; Branchiostomatidae
Product: protein tweety homolog 1-like
Exons: 17
Coding region: 149-1663 (504 amino acids)
Cellular component (GO): plasma membrane
Molecular function (GO): intracellularly calcium-gated chloride channel activity; volume-sensitive chloride channel activity
Source: RefSeq, a predicted model, not a curated record